This is a messenger RNA of Arabidopsis thaliana (thale cress), 1060 nucleotides long. Its product is annotated as cytoplasmic dynein 2 light intermediate chain. Bases 148 to 669 code for a protein of 173 amino acids. The record is from RefSeq and is marked reviewed. Lineage: Eukaryota; Viridiplantae; Streptophyta; Magnoliopsida; Brassicales; Brassicaceae. The transcript is spliced from 4 exons.
CUGUUUUUUACAAUGAUUUUUUGGCUUCCUCUUUGCAAAAAGGACUGCCAGACGAUUUUUCGAUUUUGGAAGACCGUGGAGAUCAAAACAGUCUCUUUUGUCUACUCAGUCCCCUCUUGAUCUGAAAGAAGAUCCCUGUUUCUGGUUAUGAUGUCUCGACAGAGUCAGUUAUUUACAUUGCUUAGGAGAAGGUUUCAUUCACCGUCUAAUGAUGCCCCAACGGAGACCUUAAGAAAGAAGAUAGCCGAUUUGCAAAAGAGUAAGAAGCGAAGGAACCCAAUAAAGAACCAGUUUCUAGUUGAGGUUCCAGAAUCAAGAUCAUAUUUAGACACAGCAACGAUGCCUAUGUUCCUCGCUGUUGUAGGUAUCGCAUUAUUUGCAAAGGUGCUAAUGAUGAUCGAUGAUUCGAAAUCGCAAGAAAUGAUUGAACGCAAGAUAAAGAAUGCACCACAGGGGCAAGGCACGGUACGAAUGAUCGAUCGUGAGGAGUGGGAUGAGUUUAGAGAAGUAAGGCCAAGAACACCUUUUGAGUCAAAGCUUGCUCGCCCAAAUGCACAAAUAAGAACUGGAGAACCUGUGCGCAAGGAUGACUUGAAAAACUGGACAAUAGACGUGCUAACAAAUGCUCUUGAACGAACCGAAGAAAGUGUUCGCCGUGGUUCCAGUUAGAUUUUCUUUCCUCAAUUCAAUUGGAGCUUCCUAGUUAAUAGACAUAUAUAUAUCUUGAGAAUUUGGUACUCAAGAACACUCUCGGUCAUCUCCUAAGCGAACAUAGGCAUCAUUUAGGACAGUUGAGAGAAGGAACAGAAGCUGUCUUGUAACGGAGAAAUCUUUGAAAUGGAGAUAUGAAUAUUCUUACUUUGUUUUGGAACUGCUUUGUGUAUUCAUAUGUGUUUGACUCACACAUUUCAUCAAAAUGCUUAUAAAGGGUUUGAUUGAUAACUCGGACUCGGUUAUGGGUGUAACGUUUUAAUAUUUAAAAUCGCAAAAUUGGAACCGCUUUUUUAAACUGAGUGAAAUAUAGCGUUUUGAAAAAAGACGUUUCUGGUGGCUUCUGAAU